Messenger RNA from Cariama cristata (Red-legged seriema), 890 nucleotides. RefSeq names its product gamma-aminobutyric acid receptor subunit beta-1-like. The record is from RefSeq and is a predicted model, not a curated record. The transcript has 4 exons. Gene Ontology annotation, molecular function: neurotransmitter receptor activity; GABA-A receptor activity; extracellular ligand-gated monoatomic ion channel activity. Lineage: Eukaryota; Metazoa; Chordata; Aves; Cariamiformes; Cariamidae. The annotation marks the transcript as partial. Gene Ontology annotation, biological process: regulation of membrane potential; nervous system process; monoatomic ion transmembrane transport. Gene Ontology annotation, cellular component: synapse; neuron projection; membrane.
AUGGAUACACUACUGAUGAUAUUGAAUUCUACUGGAAUGGAGGAGAGUCGGCAGUAACGGGAGUUAAUAACAUUGAGCUCCCACAAUUUUCUAUUGUUGAUUACAAGAUGGUAUCAAAGAGAGUGGAAUUUACAACAGGAGCAUAUCCUCGAUUAUCACUUAGCUUCCGGCUUAAAAGAAACAUUGGAUACUUCAUUUUGCAAACCUAUAUGCCUUCCACGCUGAUCACAAUUCUGUCGUGGGUAUCUUUUUGGAUCAAUUACGAUGCCUCUGCAGCCAGAGUUGCCCUAGGAAUCACAACGGUGCUGACCAUGACCACCAUCAGUACCCACCUCAGGGAGACCUUGCCAAAGAUUCCCUAUGUCAAGGCAAUAGAUAUUUACCUGAUGGGAUGCUUUGUGUUUGUGUUCCUGGCCUUGCUGGAAUAUGCCUUUGUAAACUACAUAUUCUUUGGGAAAGGACCCCAACGUCAAAAAAAGGCAGCAGGCAGGGCAGGACAUGGUACAGGCGAGAAGAGCAGACCGGAAUCAAAUAGAGUCCAGGUUGAUCCCCAUGGAAACAUGCUGCUUAGCCCGCUUGAAAUACGAAAUGACGUCAGCAGCUCAGACGUGUUCACGAGCUUCCGUGACCCCCGAGCCACCACGUACAGGUACGACAGUGCCAACCUGCAGUACAGAAGAGCCACUUCCAGCAGAGACCUCUGCAGUAGGAGUGCUCUGGACAGGCACAGGCUUCAUAAAAAAGGACGCUUACAAAGAAGGGCAUCCCAGAUCAAAGUCAAAAUCCCUGAUUUGACUGAUGUUAACUUGAUAGACAAGUGGUCCAGAAUGGUGUUUCCCAUCACGUUUAUUCUUUUCAAUGUUGUUUACUGGCUGUAUUAUGUCCACUAA